AGAGAGAGAGAGAGAGAGUCAUGCCGGGCAAGCCGUGCCACUAUGAUGUUCUUGGCCUUGAGCGAGGUGCGAGUGAUGAGGAUAUCAAGAGGGUGUACCGCAAGCUGGCGCUCUUUUGGCAUCCGGACAAAAACCCACCGGAGACAAGAGAGGAGGCAGCAGAGGUGUUCAGGCUAGUCACAGAGGCGUACGCUGUACUGGGAGAUCCGAAGCGGAGAGAAAAGUACGACCGCGAGGGUCACCCGCCGACGGCUAGCGCGGCUGGUUCCGCCGCAACAGACAAACGCUCAAGCGCUGGUGUCGCCCCUACCACCCCACCUGUCCCCGCUUCCCCUCCUGCUGCACCCACCUACCCUCCAGCGCCUGCUUCUCAGCAAGGGCAUGGCGGGUGGGGUGUCCCCGGUGGUGAGGGGGCAUGGCAAGGCAUGCCAGUCGGUGGUGGAUACGACCAGGGCGUCGGUGGUGGCUACGACCAGGCCUGGAUGCAACAUCAGCAGCAGCAGCAGCAGCAGCAGCAGCCAUACCCGUUCCAGCAUGCUCCCUCCCCGUUCAUGCAUCAACAACAGUUCCAUCAAGGCGGCCACUUUCCCCCGCCGCCUGAGAGUGCCUACGCCUACGGCAACCAGUUCGUCCAGCAGCCAUAUCCCUUUCAGCAGCAGCAACAGCAGUACCAGCAGCACGCGCCGCCUUCGUGGAGCGGGUACAACUUCGAUGACCGUGGCGCGGGCAGCUACGGCGCUCCCGCUUCAGCUCUCGUAGCGCCAUCCCUACCCCCCGAACCUUCCUCGGCGCGCCCUUCGACGGAACUGGCGUUGCAGGAAGACUCGCCCCCGGCGGCGGGGGCUGGCACUUACCCCAACGGGUUUCCGCACCAGGCAGCUGCGCCUCUUGGCACGGUCGCGCCUCUUGGCAUGGUCGCCCAUCACGGCGGCGGUGGGUUCCCACACCCCGGAGCUCAGUCGUACGCCCUGCCUCCGGCGGCCGUGGCGCCGCCGAGCACCUACCCGCCAAGCUCCGAGCACGUGAGCACACUUCCUCCGGCUUCCCAGGCGCCGCUUAGCACCUACCCGCCUAGCUCGGAAUCCUCGGAUAGCUCGGAGUCGGAGGACGGCGACCAGGACCUUGCCGUUGCUCGUUCUGAGCCACGUACCGCGGAACGCAGCGUGGCAACAACCGAGUCGCGUACCCCGGAGCGCAGAGUGGCGACAACCUCCGGGCGCAGUAUUUUCCGCCGCGGCUCUAAGAAGACACCCUACCCAACGGAAACACGUUACGUACCGCCCCAGCCCGAGCGACUGAACGGAAACUACUACCCGAAGGAGACACGGAGGCAGGGGGAGGAGCAGCGGCCGCAGCAUUACGAGAGACCCGGUCUAAGUCGCGGUAGUUCUGGGUUGGUGCUUCAACUUCGUGUCGGGGCGAAGCCGCGUGACGGGGCGCCACCGCCACCGACUUCUGUGGGUCCCAGACGCAGCAGCAGCACCAAUUCUCGGGGUGGCUCUGACGGCAGCAUGGGCGGGCUUUUGCAGGAGGUGGACCGCAUGUUUUCCACCGUUAUGGGAGGAGGCUUGUUGGGCGGUGGGAUCAGCUUGGGCGUAGACGGGGAACGCUCUGGCAGGGGCCAAAGCCGCGGCUUUAGCGUUGACAGCGGUAGCAGUCGAGGGGCUGGAGGCGGAGCUACACGGGCCUCCAUGAUGUCCAGCCACACGGUGGUAGACGGAAGGUCCAGGACUCUAUUUGCCCGCACGGAACGGACCGUGGUGAACACCGACGGGACGCGGGAAACCAAUGUCCAAGAGUACGUGAACAACCGGGACGGGGGUGGAUCGUACAAAGGGAGAGGGACGAGCGCUAGCGGCAGCCAUAGGUCGUCGGGAAGUGAACGAGCUCCGUCGGCGGCAGGUCAAAGCGAAAGCGGCAGGAGCGCUACCUCCAGCAGGAGGCACAGCUUGAAGAGCUUGUUUGGGAGAUGAAAAUGCAACGGCCGUCUUCCAUGGACAGCGGAGAUAUUGGCGAUAUGAGCGUGCUAUGUAGGCCUGAGAGUGGGUCUUCUUCUUUGUGCUUUCACGUUUCGUAUGGAAAAUUUGCAUGCAGUACUGUCCGACGUGCUUGUUUUUGUGGGUAGAUUGUUCCACAACUGUCUGUUUGCUGUAUCUCUUCAUGAACUUUUUAAUGAAAUUUCAUUUGCGAGCGACCUGCUGAGGAGAGCAAGAACGCAGCCGUGUCGAAAUCGAAGGGGGCAUAUCUAAUGGGAGUAUGUAGACAGGCUUACAUGCUUUGAAAACGCUGCCAAGUGUUCUUGGGCGGAUGUUGUGUGGCAAGUAGGCAAGGCGUUCUUGAAGGGAGGCCUCCCUUGUAGCACGUCCACUGGCUUCUGCCCGGUUACCUAGCAUGCGGGUUUCAAGGGGAAAUGAGACGAUACAGCUCGUGUCGAUUUUUUAAUUUUUUUUAGUGAUUUGAAGUGUUCGUGUGCUUUGAAGGCCCCACGAUAGGUGGGGUGUCAUGAAAUUUUCGGGAACUGUUGAUUGGAUUGAAUUUUGCACAGUUCAAGGUGGGGCGCAGCUGGUUUUCGUGGUUGCAUGUUCCGGCGAGGUACAUCCGCGUGAAACACUUUUGACAUGUCAACUAUAACCGUUCCAGGGACGUUUGUCGGAUGCGCUUCUCUGACCAAUUUUUUUGCCGCUAUAUGGUCCUUGUGUUUUACAUCCUUUGUACCACAAUCUUGGUGGGCUUGUACAACAGAUCAACGUGCGGAAUGUGUUGGCACAGAGGUCGUGCUUCCUAGGUGUGAGGUUUGUUUUCGUGCGCUGUUGUUUCGAGGAAAAUCCCCCGACCAGGAGCAGUUAAGCAGUAGAACUAAGAGCUUGAUGCACACCUGCGUUUUUGAGGUACGAUGGUGCUAUCACGAGGCGGCCUUUAUUGCUUCUGGUGUUAGCACUUCUGAAUUUGAACCUUGUAGAUUGGGGAGGCGAAGGGUUCAUUCCAUUGGUUCUGUUCUGAUUUGUUUCUGGUUUCGAGAUCUCUUGCAUUUUUCACACCGCCAUGCCAGAUGGUUUAUAAGUUCACUUGUCCGGGGGGCGUUCAUUUACGGUGUUGCUCUGACCGCGAAAGACGCGGGAAGCACUCGCUUUUUUACAAUAUUCGUUCAUGCAGCGAUGCCCGCCAUUUUUCAUGAGUCC
This is a messenger RNA of Ectocarpus sp. CCAP 1310/34, 3179 nucleotides long. Lineage: Eukaryota; Phaeophyceae; Ectocarpales; Ectocarpaceae. The record is from the annotation of a GenBank genome assembly.